AUGGAACCUAAAAGGCUUAACCGGUUUCAAUCUGACGCUUCCGGCUGUAUCGCUAAGUGGGUAGGUCAAAGUUGCUGCAAAUGGGAUGGAAUCUCCUGUGAUAAUACCACUGGAAGAGUAACAGAGAUUAAUGUCCCUGGAUUCAUCACCUGUGAUGAUGCUCCUCUGCAGACUACUAUGGAAGAUCGAAGCUCUACCUCUCUGAUUAUAAUUCACCGGACCACUGCCAGAAAGUAUCGUGGGAAGAUUCCAGUCUCAGUAGCUAACUUGACUGUGAUUUCCUCUAUGUAUGCCAACACUCUUGAGGGAGCCAUCCCAUUUCCGACAAGCUGUUGUCAAAUAUCUUCCCUACGGCUUCUUUGGCUGCAUAAUAACUGUCUCACCAGAAAAAUAAAUCAAACUUUUGGGUGCCUGACAUCCCUUCAAAGAGUUUCCCUAUCUACAAACAAGCUUGAAGGGACUAUUCCUUCUUGUUUGGGUAACCUGUCAUCCCUAUCAGAGAUGUAUCUGAGCAGAAACCAGUUAUCCAGUCGAAUACCAAGAGCAAUAGGAAAGCUCUCCCAACUUCUAGUAUUUAACGCCUCUCAUAACAUGAUUCAAGCACCAUUGUCUCGUGAGAUUUCUUCGCUUUAA
Molecule: messenger RNA, 633 nt
Organism: Rhododendron vialii
Lineage: Eukaryota; Viridiplantae; Streptophyta; Magnoliopsida; Ericales; Ericaceae
Product: receptor-like protein 33
Exons: 3
Coding region: 1-633 (210 amino acids)
Molecular function (GO): protein binding
Source: RefSeq, a predicted model, not a curated record